CACAUGUAAAUGGGAUGGGGGGUGUAGUCGUGUCACCUCAUCUCUCUCUCAUCCAUUCCUGAUGCUCCAGUGAUACAGACUGAACUUAAACACUUGACUUCACAGAUCCGUCGGGAGAUUCUCUUCAGGUCCAAAACUCAUGAACAUGUAGCCUACAAGACUAAUGGAUUGAUGACUGAGCAUCUGUGAUCUAUCUGACGAUCUUCAUUCAAAAUUUCCCAAACUCUUUAUUUUCCACAAUAAAUUUGUUCGGAAAAUGUCAAAGGGACUGUCGGGAUUUUCUGUCCGUGAUAUUUUAAACUUUCGCGACAGGAAAGACGAAGGAUCAGUGACUGAAGAUGAGGCAGAUGAAGAACUUGAGAAUAAAUCUGAAGACAAGCAGACAUCCAUUAAAAACACGCGCUGGCUCCAACCUCAAUGUGGCCAUCAAUAUUCCUCAGCAUCUUCAGGUGGUUUAAAGACAGAAGUGUCCACAGAUGAAUCUCAUGAUGGGCCAGAAAGUUCGGAUAGCUGCACAGAGAAAAGACGCAAACGGAGAAUUUUGUUCUCAAAAGCUCAAACGUUUGAAUUGGAGAAACGCUUUAGACAACAGAGAUAUUUAUCAGUUCCAGAGAGAGAACAGCUCGCUAAAGUGUUAAGAUUAACUCCGACACAAGUGAAGAUUUGGUUCCAGAAUCAUCGGUAUAAAGUGAAAAGGGCCCGGUCGGAGACUCGCGUUCUGCUGAGUGACGACAAGCCGAGUCAUCUUUUCAUCUCAGCUCCAGCAAGUUCAUCAUUUUCGUCUUUUAACAUCAAACAAUUUCCUCAGAUACCCCACAGUAAUAAUAUACGCGCCAAUAUUAUGACGCAACUGACAGCUGUCAAUCAUCUGUCGCACCUGCAGCCGUGGUUGUGA
Molecule: messenger RNA, 895 nt
Organism: Misgurnus anguillicaudatus (oriental weatherfish)
Lineage: Eukaryota; Metazoa; Chordata; Actinopteri; Cypriniformes; Cobitidae
Gene: nkx2.2b
Product: NK2 homeobox 2b
Biological process (GO): cell differentiation; regulation of transcription by RNA polymerase II
Cellular component (GO): nucleus
Molecular function (GO): RNA polymerase II cis-regulatory region sequence-specific DNA binding; DNA-binding transcription factor activity, RNA polymerase II-specific
Source: RefSeq, a predicted model, not a curated record